GGAGCUCAGGAGGCAAAAUCCAAAUCCACGAAUGGCGGCAGAAGCUGCCGGCGGCGGCCAUAUUCAGGUGGGAAGACGGAUAAUAAGAAGACCCACCACCCUUCUUCCCCGACCCACUCUCCUUCCUCUCCGCCGUGUCCCUUCACCUCUCGCCAACUCCAUUUCCUGCUGGUACUGUGACUACAAGACUUCAUUUUUCAAUGAACCCAUCUUCCAUUUUGGCCGCAAAUACUCCAGGUGGUUGAAAAUCUGGUUUUCAAUUGGGAUGGGUUUCAGCCUCACCACUUUGAUUGGAGUUACAAUGAUUGUCUUGAUGGAAUCAGCUAGAGUUUUGAAUUUGUACAAUGAGAUCCCGUGGCUUAGCAAUAUUCUAAAUGGAUCUAUUUUGGGACUCUACGCUCCGGUUGUCAAAUAUAGUAUAUCAAUGGCUGAUGUUGGAUAUAUGUGUGUAUCUACAAUCAUAUCUGUAUCUGUACAUGAACUUGGACAUGCCCUCGCCGCCACAAGUGAGGGCAUACAAAUUGAGUACGCUGCCGUGUUUUUGGCAGUUCUGUUUCCAGGGGCUCUGGUGGCUUUUAAUCACGAGUUGCUGGAAAUGGUACCGCGAGUAGCUACACUUAGAAUAUACUGUGCCGGAAUCUGGCAUAAUGCAGCACUGUGUGUGGUUUGCGCAUUGACUUUGUUCCUCCUACCAUUCAUCUUAUAUCCACUCUACCUGCAUGGUGAAAGCCUCAUGGUUUUGGAUGUUUCUCGUGAGUCACCUUUGUAUAAUUACUUAGCUCCCGGUGACUUAAUUACUAAAUUGGAUGGCAAGCGUGUCCGCAAUUCUAGAGAGUGGAUGGACACAGCUUACUUGCUGGACAAACAAAUAUUUCAAACCACAAAUCAUUAUGUCAGCAAUAAGGGGUAUUGUGUCCCUAAUCUAGAGAUUGCAGAGACCAAGAAUCCUGAAAUUGUAGACAACGAAUUCAAAUGUCCAAACGAGCUCACUUUAUUUACUACUAUUCCCUGUGAUCGUUCAAGUACAAUGAAUGACAGUAGCAGCAAUGCAUCUGAUCAUCAACUGACAAGGGAGCAUGUUUACUGUUUUCCUGCAAAAGGCGUAUUGGGGGAGAAAAAAUGUGGUGACAGAUGGGAUGAUAUUGUGAAAGAUAAUAGCACCUGUCUAUGUACAGAGAAUGAGUCGUGCUCAACACCAAUCUAUAUGCCAGGUGUAGCAUGGGUUGAAAUCACAUUUUCAAGACCUUGCUCAAGUUAUAAUGAUUCUGGCUCUGAAGAAAAUAGGUGUGGUGGAACUUUCGUUUUCAUAGGUGACAUGAUGUCGAUGGCGCGUUCCAUUUGGUUAACCGGAUAUCUACCUCGCUGGUCAUAUAUUGGUGCAUUGAUUCCAGUUGUAGUGGAGAAGCUGUUGGUGAACAGCUUUCAUGUAUCGUUGAUGCUCGCUCUUCUCAACAGCUUACCAAUGUAUUAUCUUGAUGGAGAAUCUAUCCUAGAGGUGGCUCUCUGUUGUCUCUCACUGACCCCAAGGAUAAGAGAAGCGGUUCUUCGAUCAUCCUUACUAACAGGAACCCUUGUUUGUUGUCUAUUGCUUCUGAGGUUCAUAUUGUUUGUAAUUUUGUAGCAUUAUUAAUUCAAUAUGAUAAGAUUUCCAUGUUCA
This is a messenger RNA of Erigeron canadensis, 1657 nucleotides long. RefSeq names its product membrane-bound transcription factor site-2 protease homolog. NCBI's taxonomy places the organism in Eukaryota, Viridiplantae, Streptophyta, Magnoliopsida, Asterales, Asteraceae. Gene Ontology annotation, biological process: regulation of response to endoplasmic reticulum stress; membrane protein intracellular domain proteolysis. The coding region runs from base 32 to 1621 and encodes 529 amino acids. The record is from RefSeq and is a predicted model, not a curated record. The transcript has 10 exons. Gene Ontology annotation, molecular function: metalloendopeptidase activity; protein binding. Gene Ontology annotation, cellular component: membrane; cytoplasm.